Cercocebus atys (sooty mangabey) is the source of this 6345-nucleotide messenger RNA. RefSeq names its product neuroligin 4, X-linked (gene NLGN4X). Gene Ontology annotation, biological process: chemical synaptic transmission; modulation of chemical synaptic transmission; synaptic vesicle endocytosis. The record is from RefSeq and is a predicted model, not a curated record. Gene Ontology annotation, molecular function: signaling receptor activity; neurexin family protein binding. NCBI's taxonomy places the organism in Eukaryota, Metazoa, Chordata, Mammalia, Primates, Cercopithecidae. Gene Ontology annotation, cellular component: synapse; postsynaptic specialization membrane; cell surface. The coding region runs from base 1081 to 3591 and encodes 836 amino acids. The transcript has 8 exons.
AAGAAGGUUUGCUGUGCGCGUCUGGUGCUGUGGCACCGUGUGCCAUGCCCACCUGCUCUAUCUCCCGGGUACCCGGGAUCUCUCCUUUACAGCUGGUUUGCACUGGGAUUAGCUGUUCUUUGCAUGAGGUUGUAGCUGUGGAUGUGGUUUCUGUAGUGAUGGGGCCGACUCCGGAGAUCUAUUGGCUGCUGGCUUUGUAAAUUUCAUUCAGUUUGGUCCAAUGGCAGAGGGAGAGCCCCGGAGACAGCAGGACCUCUCUCCUCAAUCUCUCUUUUUCUUGCAGAACCGUCUCUCUCCCUUCUCUGUCUCUUAGCACAGAGCUCUUAUUCAGCCACUAGCUCGGCCCUUCCUGCUUCAAUUGUAAUGCUUGUUCUGCCCGUCCACAGACCAUUGACGGCAGAAACAACGAAUUUCCUCCAAACUAGGCGGUGUUGGUGGCUCUUGCAUUCCUCUGGAUGAGCAAAUCUAGUUGGGGGGCUCCAGAAGGGGAAGGCUCCUGGGCUUUCAAAACAUCCUCCUGAAUCAUACCUCGUUUCGAGUUCCCUAGAAAAAUCUGGACGUGUAAAAAGAACUCUUAACAGCCGAUGCAGCUCUUCCAAAGCUAAGGUUUCUUCUUGACUGACUACCCAGGGCGAGUUGGAAUUGCUGUAUGCCUCUCUCUGAACCCCCAAAUCUUUAGUUGUAAUGAUGAACUUACAUGGAGAGGCUUAUUUGAAACAUCAUUAUAGUGUGGAUGAUAACCUUCUUAGUUUCCACAUCUGAUAUUCCUCCAAAGGCUGCCUUGGAGUUUUCAUGAGAAAUUGUCCCUGGAGGUGUUAAAUGGUCACAGCUUCCUUGGAGCAUUGCAGUUGCUGGAAUCCAGUUUCAGGAUUAAGGGAGGGCUGCCCCCUUGCAAUGGGCUGCCAAGAAAACCGCUGUGCUUGUUCUUAACCUCAGGCUCUGUCUGUGAUCAGUCUGAGAGUCUCUCCCAGGUCUUCUGCUCCCUGGAAAGCCCUGUCUCUCUGCAGGCUCGCCUCUGGGCUUUGUCUCCUUGGAGCCACAUCACUGGGACAGCUGCGGAUGUGGAUGCAGAUUUGAACCAUGUCGCGGCCCCAGGGACUGUUAUGGCUUCCUCUGUUGUUCACCCCAGUCUGCGUCAUGUUAAACUCCAAUGUCCUCCUGUGGAUAACUGCUCUUGCCAUCAAAUUCACCCUCAUUGACAGCCAAGCACAGUAUCCAGUUGUCAACACAAAUUAUGGCAAAAUCCGGGGCCUAAAAACACCGUUACCCAGUGAGAUCUUGGGUCCAGUGGAACAGUACUUAGGGGUCCCCUAUGCCUCACCCCCCACUGGAGAGAGGCGGUUUCAGCCCCCGGAACCCCCAUCCUCCUGGACUGGCAUCCGAAAUACUACUCAGUUUGCUGCUGUGUGCCCUCAGCACCUGGAUGAGAGGUCCUUAUUGCAUGACAUGCUGCCCAUCUGGUUUACUGCCAAUUUGGAUACUUUGAUGACCUAUGUUCAAGAUCAAAAUGAAGACUGCCUUUACUUAAACAUCUACGUGCCCACGGAAGAUGGAGCCAACACAAAGAAAAACGCAGAUGAUAUAACCAGUAAUGACCGUGGUGAAGAUGAAGAUAUUCAUGAUCAGAACAGUAAGAAGCCGGUUAUGGUCUAUAUCCAUGGGGGAUCUUACAUGGAGGGCACCGGCAACAUGAUUGAUGGCAGCAUUUUGGCCAGCUACGGAAAUGUCAUCGUGAUCACUAUUAACUACCGUCUGGGAAUACUAGGGUUUUUAAGUACCGGUGACCAGGCAGCAAAAGGCAACUAUGGGCUCCUGGAUCAGAUUCAAGCACUGAGGUGGAUCGAGGAGAAUGUGGGAGCCUUUGGCGGGGACCCCAAGCGAGUGACCAUCUUUGGCUCGGGGGCCGGGGCCUCCUGUGUCAGCCUGUUGACCCUGUCCCACUACUCAGAAGGUCUCUUCCAGAAGGCCAUCAUUCAGAGCGGCACCGCCCUGUCCAGCUGGGCAGUGAACUACCAGCCGGCCAAGUACACUCGGAUAUUGGCAGACAAGGUCGGCUGCAACAUGCUGGACACCACGGACAUGGUAGAAUGCCUGCGGAACAAGAACUACAAGGAGCUCAUCCAGCAGACCAUCACCCCAGCCACCUACCACAUAGCCUUCGGGCCCGUGAUUGACGGCGACGUCAUCCCAGACGACCCUCAGAUCCUGAUGGAGCAAGGCGAGUUCCUCAACUAUGACAUCAUGCUGGGCGUCAACCAAGGGGAAGGCUUGAAGUUCGUGGACGGCAUCGUGGAUAACGAGGACGGUGUGACGCCCAAUGACUUUGACUUCUCCGUGUCCAACUUCGUGGACAACCUUUACGGCUAUCCUGAAGGGAAAGACACUUUGCGCGAGACUAUCAAGUUCAUGUACACAGACUGGGCCGAUAAGGAAAACCCGGAGACGCGGCGGAAAACGCUGGUGGCUCUCUUCACUGACCACCAGUGGGUGGCCCCCGCCGUGGCCACCGCCGACCUGCACGCGCAGUACGGCUCCCCCACCUACUUCUAUGCCUUCUAUCAUCACUGCCAAAGCGAAAUGAAGCCCAGCUGGGCGGAUUCGGCCCAUGGCGAUGAGGUCCCCUACGUCUUCGGCAUCCCCAUGGUCGGUCCCACCGAGCUCUUCAGUUGUAAUUUCUCCAAGAACGACGUCAUGCUCAGCGCCGUGGUCAUGACCUACUGGACGAACUUCGCCAAAACUGGUGAUCCAAAUCAACCAGUUCCUCAGGAUACCAAGUUCAUUCACACAAAACCCAACCGCUUUGAAGAAGUGGCCUGGUCCAAGUAUAAUCCCAAAGACCAGCUCUACCUGCAUAUAGGCUUGAAACCCAGAGUGAGAGAUCACUACCGGGCAACGAAAGUGGCUUUCUGGUUGGAACUCGUUCCUCAUUUACACAACUUGAACGAGAUAUUCCAGUAUGUUUCAACAACCACAAAGGUUCCUCCUCCAGACAUGACAUCAUUUCCCUAUGGUACCCGCCGAUCUCCUGCCAAGAUAUGGCCAACGACCAAACGCCCAGCAAUCACUCCUGCCAACAAUCCCAAACACUCUAAGGACCCUCACAAAACGGGGCCCGAGGACACAACUGUCCUCAUUGAAACCAAACGGGAUUAUUCCACUGAAUUAAGUGUCACCAUUGCCGUCGGGGCAUCGCUCCUCUUCCUCAACAUUUUAGCCUUUGCGGCUCUGUACUACAAAAAGGACAAGAGGCGCCAUGAGACUCACAGGCGCCCGAGUCCCCAGAGAAACACCACAAAUGAUAUCGCUCACAUCCAGAACGAAGAGAUCAUGUCACUGCAGAUGAAGCAGCUGGAACACGAUCACGAGUGUGAGUCGCUGCAGGCACACGACACGCUGAGGCUCACCUGCCCACCAGACUACACCCUCACGCUGCGCCGGUCGCCAGAUGAUAUCCCACUUAUGACGCCAAACACCAUCACCAUGAUUCCAAACACACUGACGGGGAUGCAGCCUUUGCACACUUUUAACACCUUCAGUGGAGGACAAAACAGUACAAAUUUACCCCACGGACAUUCCACCACUAGAGUAUAGCUUGGCCGUAUUUCCCCUCCUAUCCCUCUGCACCACCUGCUCAGCAACGUAGAAGAGAUGAAGAAAGAGAGAAAGGAAGUCUCCAAACCAGGAAUGUUUUUGUCCCACUGACUUAAGACAAAAAUGCAAAAAGGCAGUCAUCCCAUCCCAGCAGACCCUUCUCGUUGGUGUUUUCCAGUAUUACGAGAUCGACUUCUGACCCUAUGAAAUGUGAAAGGUACACAUUUCUGUUAAAAUACUGCUUUAAGAUCUCUACCACUCCAACCGAUGUUUAGUGUGAUAGGACAUCACCAUUUCAAGGACCUGGGUGUUUCUAACAUCAUGGAAGCAGCUGACACUUCUGAAACUCACCCAAGGACACUGAAUAUUUUUUAAUUACAAUGGAAAUGUAAACAUUUCUUUCUGUGCCACACAAUGGAUGGCUCUCCUUAAGUGAAGAAAGCGUCAAUGGGCUUUUGCCCAGCACAUGGAGCUGUAAUCCAGAGAGAAGGAAACGUAGAAAUUUAUUAUUAAAAUAAAAGAAUGGACUAUGCAGUGAAAUCUGUAUGGUUCUGUGCAAAGAGGUGUUUUGCCAGCCUGAACUAUAUUUAAGAAACUUUGUAAAAAUUAAAAAUGUAUAUAGCUGUGAGUUUAAACAAAACCACAAACAGACAAACAAGAAAAAAAGCUUUUAUUGGUGUUUUCAGUUUGAAAGAGCUUUUAGCAAGGUUGUGCUUUUCAUUGUGCUCUGUAUGUAUAUAAAUAUAUAUAUAUACACAUUAGUCAUAUCAGCUCUGUUUCCUCCCCAACAAAAGAGGCUUUUCUUCUUAAUUACUUGUGGUAAACAAAGACAUGGGAUUUUCUUACAUGAGAUUCUCAUUUGUAGGAGGAUGUGAUGUCCCACAGAAGACCCAGACGGUCUGUGUGGCCUAUUUCCCCCGUCAGGUUGCACAGGUGCAUGCAAGAGCAUUCUUAGGAGACCAUUGUUUUGAAAAACUUUGACUCGUAUGUGUUAGCCUUCAUGAAAUUGCAGUACAGAGAUGAGUCCCCAAAGUGGAAUGUAUUUACAGCUUGUUAAAUUAGAGACAUGCACACACAGAGAAUCAGCAGGGAGAAACAAAAAUACAAGUCCCAUUCUGUAGCUCUGGCCCUUUGAAUAUGUUUAGGAAGAGUUGCUUCCCAUUUCAGGGCCCUGCCAAAAAAAGAAGAAAGCUUGCCUUUGGUGGGGCUAUGCCCCGUGGAGUAAAUACGGCUCUGUGUUCCCUAGCAGCUGCGGGAGGGUUUGGCCGAUGAAGUACCUGCUCAGCUUAGCUAAUCAGAUUGAAGGAAGACAUGUGUCUUUCCUUUUUGUUUAGGCACUCGGUCCCUUAUUUUUCAGUAAGCAGGUUUUUAAAAAUUUUUUGUAUCAUUUAUGGGAUCAAACAAAUGAUUGUCUGAAAAUAUCACUUUUUGUGAAUUUGUAUAUCUGGUCACCAAAUGAUGAAUAUUAUAGAAGAAUGGGGGAAGAAAAGGAUAGAACAUUAAAACUGCUUUGCAUGGGUUUUCUGGGAAAUUAGGAUAACUUCACUGAGAAGACAUUGAAUGGAAAUUAUUCACCCAUUUUAAAUUGGUGACCUAGGGAUCAGAGAUUUUUCUUUCCAAUAGCUUGUCAUUUUCUCAUUUCUCUUCUCAUUUUCAGGAAAGUUUUGAGUGUUAUAAGGUGGAAGGAAACAUAGUAGCAACGGUUACUUUAUAUUUUGUCUUUCAAAAAUUAUUGCAUUACCAAGAAACAGUAGCCAAAGAUAUUUGAAGAUCAUGUCCCUCGGCUCCAUUGUGGAUUAUUCUAGAAAUCCAGUCUUAAAUCUCUCUGCUAAAGUGGACAUUCCUCAUAAAAAUUGUCCAGCUGCCUGGCUCUUUUGCAGUAACAGCCUUUCAUUACUGAAUCCCUACACUCAAACUAUAGUGAUGUAUCAGUGUUUGAGAGUGACCUCUAGAAGAAAGAAAAGUGUUUUUAGAAAUGCAUAAAAGUCAUCCCCAAAUGCUAUUGCUUAUCUUGGGUUAAAUUUGAGAGUGAUUCUCUGUAUAUAAAUAUGUGAAAUAUUAUUAUCUCAACUUAGCACACGUGAAGCAACAUUUCUGUCCUACAGAGAGGUGUCAUGGUAAGAUUUCAUUCCCAAUUCAUUGUUUCAUAGAGCUAUGAUCAGGCCAUUUCUGCAAGCAGUGUAUGACCCCACCUGAGCAACCACAAAUAGGCUCUCCGUGAAACUACAAAGGAAGUGAUGUGUGGCACCCAUGCUGGUUUCGUCUGUCUGUAAUGUGAAUUCCAGUAUUUGUUUAGUAUUUCCAAUUGUCUCCUGCUAGCAAUAUGUACAGUAACGCGUCAGGCUUGUGACAUUUGAAUAAGGAAAAACAGAGUUCCUGUUAAGUGAAUAACUUUAGCUUUUACAGGGGAUUAUGAUCAAAAGUGAUUUAGUACAUCUUAAAUGAUAUCUUAUUUCUACAUGGAAAGAAGUUAUAGAAUCUUCAUAGAGUUCUAUGAGAAAAAAAUAUACUUGCUAUCUAUGAAAAAGAGAAAAAAGAAAAAAAAUGAGAAAAAUAAGAAAAAAAAAAUCGUUUCCUAGGCUUUUAUUCUUGAUCUUCAAAGGCACGCAGGGUUUAAUGGUUCCUUGGGUUAUUAUUUUGCAAUUUUGUUUUUUAUUUUGCCUUAAGUAAUGAUAGAAGAUAUAUAUGGCCGGACACAUAUGUAUAAACUUUUCAGCAGCAUUUUUAAUAAUAAAAUAUCACAGUAUUUUCUAA